CGCCCGCUUCCGCCGGAAGUCAAGGUUGGGGGAAGUUGUUGCAGGCGGCACCGGAGGGCGCGGUCACGGGACGGAGCACCGGCGGGCGGCGAUGGCGGCGACGGCGGCGCUGACUCAGGGGCUGGAGCGGGUCCCCGACCAGACCGGCUACCUGGUCAUCUGCGACGGGGCGGUGCUGGCGUCUUCGGGUGACCUGGAGAACGACGAGCGGACAGCCGGGGUGAUCUCGGAGCUGGUGAACACGGCCUGCGCUUUCCGCCUGCCCCGCUGCCCCGAGGUGCCCUUCCGGCGUAUCUCUGUGGUGUUUGGGGAGCACUCCUUCCUUGUGACCAUCUCUGGCCAGAAGCUGUUUGUGGUGAAGAGGCAGAACAGUGUCCGGGAGCCUGUGAUCGUCUGAACUCGACCUGCCCGCUUCUGCUGUUACUGUGACUUUGGGAGUGGGGGACUCAAGGAGAGUGGGGAUGCAGGAACAAAACACCUUUUUUGUAUGUGUGUGGGGCUCACCCCUGUGUUGAUACUUGGUCACGAGAGGGUAGGUGGCUCCUUGGAUGCGUUGUACACACUGCUUAAAGGCUUUGUGCCACUGGGGGUUUGCUCCAUAUAGCUGUGGGUGCGAUGGCGGUAUCAUGUGAAAUAAAGUUCUUUGAAAAGAGA
Molecule: messenger RNA, 654 nt
Organism: Lacerta agilis (Sand lizard)
Lineage: Eukaryota; Metazoa; Chordata; Lepidosauria; Squamata; Lacertidae
Product: ragulator complex protein LAMTOR4-like
Exons: 4
Coding region: 92-397 (101 amino acids)
Biological process (GO): cellular response to amino acid stimulus; positive regulation of TOR signaling
Cellular component (GO): lysosome; Ragulator complex
Molecular function (GO): guanyl-nucleotide exchange factor activity
Source: RefSeq, a predicted model, not a curated record